Molecule: messenger RNA, 1766 nt
Organism: Cuscuta epithymum
Lineage: Eukaryota; Viridiplantae; Streptophyta; Magnoliopsida; Solanales; Convolvulaceae
Source: the annotation of a GenBank genome assembly
CGGGGAAUUAGUGUUGGAGAAUUUUCCUCAUCCCUGGGCAGAUGUUAAUUCUGAUGUUGAAGAAAUUAGUCCCAUAAAGCCACGAGCCGCUUCAGUCAAACCACCAAAACGUCGCUACCGUGGUCCGUAUCCACCCUUAGACCCGAGCCCCAUCUUACACUACAGGUCGCGCCUCUCAGUUUCCAAGUUUCAAAAGUAUAAGAAAUUUUUUCCGUCCACAGUGACUGUCCGAUGUCCAGAUUCGGAGGAUAUUGUAACCGAUCCUCCUAAGGGUCACUUUUUCGGGGUGCAUAUUCUUUCCAUAAAAUUAGGAUUCCGCUUUCCCACACACCCUUUGAUUAUCGAGUUUUUAAAUGAUCUUGAAAUUUCACCUUGUCACUUGACUCCGCUCGGUCAUCAGUAUCUGGUAGCUUUCCUGGUCCGGUGUGAGACACUUGGGAUUGAACCGUCCCUAGACCUCUUCAAGCACAUGUUCCGAGACAAUUUGUCUAUGUGUCGUCUGGAUCUCCGUUACCUUUUUCAUCGUCUUUGAAUUGUCGAUUUAAGAAGUAUUCGUACCCGAAACUUCCGGUUGACCAGGAAACAUGGCCGGCUAUGAUUCUUUCUGGAGGACCGUAUAGCCUCUCUGCCUUUACUUCCGAGGACCGCCUAACCACGGUUGGACUCUAUUCGCCGUCACCAUGUUCGGGUGCACACGCAUCCACGUCCACGGAUCAAGAUAUGACAUCGCGGUUGGAGAUGUUCCAAAGCUUCGACCAGGAUGGGCCUCGCGGUAGUGACCAGGGGCGCUCUGACAAGAAACCAAGGGUUCCCUCCGUCACAAAAGGCAAGGAUGCCAUUGUAACUGUGCCUUCAUCCAUUGCAAAACGCAGGGCCGCUAGCCCCGCAGCCCGCGUCACCCGUAGCAUGAGUGAUAUUCCCACGGCGGGGAUGACUACUUGGUUACGAGGUAACCUUGAGUUACCUCCGCUCUUAUCACAGGUGAUCACGGCGACUGAGAAGGAGAAAAUUUCAACACUUGACCAUGCUGCUUUAGAGAAGAGGAGCCACCAUGGCCUGGCCGAGCUACUGUUGUCCAUCUCCGAGGUGAACCGAAGGAAAGAUGAGCGCGAGAAAGAUUUGUCGCUACAACUCACCGAAUUAGCGAAGGAGGUGGCAUCGCUCAAGCUCGUGCGUGACUCACAUGCAGCCGAGGUCACUGCGCUUAAAGAAAUGCACGCCGUGGAGUUGGCCAAUGCAAGGGGGCGGGCCGUGGAUGCAUACAAGAAUUCUCCAGAGUUCGUGUCUGAUCAGGAAGCAUACAUUAAUGCCCACUUGAACGAUAUUAGCAAGCAUUGGUUGUCUACUCCGGAAGGUCGUGAGAAAUUGGCCUUAGAGAGCUACGUCUCCUACCAGAUCGGGAUAUAUGCCACUCAACAGAAAAUAUAUCCUAUCUUGAGGGAUAAGGCUGGUACCUCUUGCAUCACUGAUUGGGGACUUCCUCCUGAGGUUCCCAACCCUGAGAACCCGGUAGCCAACACGCCCCUGGACUAUAUUCCUUUUGACAGACUCCCCACUGAUGAGGAGCUUGGCGAUCUUCCUUCCGAGACAGAUCACCCAGCUUCGACUGCUUCUGUGCCUUAGAGCAUGCAUGGGAGUGACGGAUGGACGUAGUGUAGACUUUAAUUCUGUCAUGUCUUCAAUUACGAGUACCCGAAUUGCUCAACAUGUUUUGAAUUUCAUAAAAUAAUAAUGAUGCAUGUCUUAUUUUCCUUUCGUUAUUGUUU